CAAUCCCGGGCUGUAUAUGGAGAUUUGGGAUUCUUUAAACCGGCGCUACCUGGAUUUUAUUAAAAAGCAGGGAGCUCGGCAGGAGGAAAGCUGGCUUUUCCGGGGGCUGCGGGAGCCCGGCGGCGGGAGGGCGGAGGAGUUGGCGCGCCGAGCGCACGGCCCCGGUUUUCUACCAAAAAAAGGAAAGGCGGGCAAAAAGUGUGAGGCGACCGCGGGUCACGCAGGGGAACGGCGGCCCCGGGAUGGUGCACAUCACGGGCGCCUGACAGCGCCGGGAGCCAGGGCAGCCGCCGGAGCCGGAGCCCGGAGCCCAAAGCCCCGCCGCGCCAGACGCCGCAACCUGCGCCGCACCGCCCUGCUCUGCCCGGCUGCCCGGAGGGGCCCCGCCGCCUGCCGUCUGCGCCCUGGUCCGCCGCGGCCACCGAGCGAGCGCGCACGCCGCUGGCCUCCGCUGCCAUGCCCGCCGCGGAGCCCCCGCCACCCGAGGACUCUGGGACUCAGCCAAGGCCUAACUUUUAGGUCCCACUAA
Molecule: messenger RNA, 529 nt
Organism: Echinops telfairi (small Madagascar hedgehog)
Lineage: Eukaryota; Metazoa; Chordata; Mammalia; Afrosoricida; Tenrecidae
Product: serine/threonine-protein kinase AfsK-like
Exons: 2
Coding region: 17-529 (170 amino acids)
Source: RefSeq, a predicted model, not a curated record